Messenger RNA from Ostreobium quekettii, 438 nucleotides. NCBI's taxonomy places the organism in Eukaryota, Viridiplantae, Chlorophyta, Ulvophyceae, Bryopsidales, Ostreobiaceae. The record is from the annotation of a GenBank genome assembly.
AUGCAAGCACACUUUGAGGUUAUAUCUAACAGGAAUCCACAUAAAGUGCUCUGUCCAUUCCUAAGAUGUAAACAGAGUCCUGCCGGGGACAAGACACCAAUUGAGCACACAAGAAUGCCCAUGUGCGAUCGCCAGUGCAUUAACACCUUGCGAAAUUCCAUCCAGGCGCUUGGUCCUCAGUGCAGCGACUCUUCCUGCCUGUGUUUCGAACUCCUUGGCUUUGACGUUCUGCUCGACAGCAAAUUCAGGCCAUGGCUGCUGGAGGUCAACCACUCGCCCAGCUUCAGCUGCGACUGUCCCGUCGACGUGAGCGUCAAGGACGCCGUGCUUGAAGAUGCCCUCAGGUCUCUGUCGCUGUCGGCGGCCACGAGGAAAAAGUACUACGAUCAGGAACGCCAGGCCCUGAAGGAGCGUCUGUACAACCGGACGGCAAAGUGA